This is a messenger RNA of Dreissena polymorpha, 1272 nucleotides long. RefSeq names its product tolloid-like protein 2. Lineage: Eukaryota; Metazoa; Mollusca; Bivalvia; Myida; Dreissenidae. The coding region runs from base 1 to 1272 and encodes 423 amino acids. The transcript is spliced from 10 exons. The record is from RefSeq and is a predicted model, not a curated record.
AUGUUCUUCAUUGCGUAUACUUCGGAUACGGCACUCAUACCGAACUGUGCAGAUCGUAUCAACGUGACGGGGCCUGGUCAACUAAUGUCUCCAAAUUUACCAUCAAGAUUCUCUGACAACGACUCCUGCAGUUGGACCUUCUGGGCACCGAUGGGAAUCAUGUUUUAUGUGAGCUUCACCGACUUAGGCAGCACUGACUUUUUGAAGAUUUAUGAUGGCUUACAUCGAAGUGACAGUUUAUUGCUGGGAAAAAAUAACUUCGCUGUUGAGCUUGAGCCAGUUUACACGACCGGACACUUUGGCAGAGUAGUGUUUGCGCCAAAUUCCGAAAAUCAACAUUACGGCUUUCUUCUGACAUAUGACGUAGGCAAUUUGGACCCUUCCAACAUCUCGGUACUAGAGGAGUGCAACGAGACAGGCAUCUAUUUGAACACUCCUAACCGUACAUUCUUCGAAUAUCUCUCGGUAUCACGAUCUAAUUAUAAGACUAACAUGGACUGCAUCUGGUACAUCACUGCCCCGGAGAACCACGCCGUGGAGAUCGAGUUCGAGCCAGGGGGAUACGGAAUGGAAACCAACCUCUACUGCGACUAUGAUAACCUGGCCUUCUACGAAGUUACUGGCCUAAACGAUUCACUGAAACGGAUUAAUCGGGUGUGUGGCUAUAAGGUUCCUAAGUACCGCUACCAAACCGUCGGUAACCGGAUGAUGAUAGAGUUCCAUUCGGACUACUUAGUGCCCGCUGUUGGAUUCAAACUCCGCUACUACGCCAUAGAUAUGGCUUAUCCGUAUUGCAGAGAGGAUUUCAAGUCAUUGGACGGAACGUACAACCUCCAAACGUCUUACUUGAAUGCAAAUGCUAGAUGGAUAUUGACAAUUACGAGCCCUACGAUCCCUAGCUACUGGAGUACUAAAUAUGAAAACAACGCCGAAGUGUUCUGGCUUAUAACUGUGGAAGAUCCAAGUCUGUACCGCCUAGUGCUUUCGUUCAGUUACUCUUGGAUCGAGAGCUCUCCUGGCUGCAGUGUUGACUGGUUCGCCUUGUUCCGCGAGUUGCGUAGCGUUGCCGCUGAAGUAACGACGACGCCCGCUGCAACACAAGGACCGCCGGUAGAGGCGGUGAUAGAAGCCUUGAACGGUUCCAUGUUUUACUACCGGAACGAUGUGGUGCAGACGCGUAACGUCAGCGAGGGCCUGGAAGCCACCAUUGACUUCUAUCUGGUCGGCAUAAAUGGUUUGGACGAGGCAAGUACUGGAGGGCCACUUAUAUAG